Molecule: messenger RNA, 495 nt
Organism: Babesia sp. Xinjiang
Lineage: Eukaryota; Apicomplexa; Aconoidasida; Piroplasmida; Babesiidae
Gene: ubc15
Product: Ubiquitin-conjugating enzyme E2 15
Exons: 2
Coding region: 1-495 (164 amino acids)
Biological process (GO): protein polyubiquitination; ubiquitin-dependent protein catabolic process
Molecular function (GO): ubiquitin conjugating enzyme activity
Source: RefSeq, a predicted model, not a curated record
AUGGUAUCCAUUGCGCGCGAACUUCUUAGACGACAAUAUAUAGAACUGACGAAGAGCAGUAGCUGCAUUUUCUCUGUGGGACUAGAAAACGAUGACCUUUUUCACUGGCGUAUAUGCUUCCAGGGACCACAUGGAACGCCAUUUGAGGGGGGGAUAUUCACGGUCAUGAUGACGUUCCCGGAGACCUUCCCAAAUGACCCUCCGAAAAUGAAAUUUGAACAGAAGAUGUGGCAUCCAAACAUAUACCCAGAUGGAAGGGUGUGUAUAUCAAUCUUGCAUGGAGCAAAUGACGAUAUAUACAACGAACAUGAACCCUCGGAUGAGAGAUGGAGACCGGUACUAAGUGUAGAAAGCAUAGUUCUCAGUGUUAUAUCGAUGCUCACAGAGCCAAAUGUAGAGUCACCAGCAAAUGUAGAUGCCGCUGUGGAACUCAAAAGAGACCCGCUUAGCUACAAGAAACGUGUACAGUUGUACGCUAGGAACACAGUCACAUGA